Chroicocephalus ridibundus (black-headed gull) is the source of this 4734-nucleotide messenger RNA. RefSeq names its product serine/threonine kinase 4 (gene STK4). The transcript is spliced from 12 exons. Gene Ontology annotation, cellular component: cytoplasm. Gene Ontology annotation, molecular function: protein serine/threonine kinase activity; ATP binding. Bases 111 to 1625 code for a protein of 504 amino acids. The record is from RefSeq and is a predicted model, not a curated record. Gene Ontology annotation, biological process: intracellular signal transduction; protein tetramerization; protein phosphorylation. NCBI's taxonomy places the organism in Eukaryota, Metazoa, Chordata, Aves, Charadriiformes, Laridae.
CCCCGCUGGCUUCCGGCGGCGGGCGGAAGUGGCGGCGCGGCGCGGAGCGGCGGGCUGCCAUGGAGGAGUGAGGGGUUCGACCGAUCCAUCGACCGCCGCCCCGCAGCGCCAUGGAGACAGUGCAGCUGCGGAACCCCCGCCGGCAGCUGAAGAAGUUAGAUGAAGACAGUUUAACCAAACAACCUGAAGAAGUAUUUGAUGUAUUGGAGAAGCUUGGAGAAGGUUCCUAUGGCAGUGUGUUCAAAGCCAUUCAUAAAGAAACGGGUCAAGUUGUUGCAAUUAAACAAGUUCCUGUGGAAUCUGACCUGCAAGAGAUUAUAAAGGAAAUAUCCAUAAUGCAGCAAUGUGACAGUCCUCAUGUGGUGAAAUAUUACGGCAGCUAUUUUAAGAACACCGACCUGUGGAUAGUCAUGGAAUACUGCGGCGCUGGAUCUGUGUCUGAUAUUAUUCGAUUACGAAAUAAAACUCUCACAGAAGAAGAAAUUGCUACAAUAGUGCAAUCAACACUGAAAGGACUAGAGUACCUGCAUUUUAUGAGGAAAAUACACAGGGACAUCAAAGCUGGAAAUAUAUUACUAAAUACAGAGGGACACGCUAAACUUGCAGAUUUUGGAGUGGCAGGACAGCUUACAGACACCAUGGCGAAGCGGAACACAGUUAUAGGGACCCCAUUUUGGAUGGCUCCAGAAGUGAUUCAAGAAAUUGGGUAUAAUUGUGUUGCAGACAUCUGGUCCUUGGGAAUCACUGCAAUAGAAAUGGCUGAAGGCAAGCCACCGUACGCAGAUAUUCAUCCUAUGAGGGCAAUUUUCAUGAUUCCUACCAAUCCACCUCCAACAUUCCGGAAGCCAGAACUCUGGUCAGACAAUUUUACGGACUUUGUAAAACAGUGUCUUGUGAAGAGCCCAGAGCAGCGUGCCACAGCAACGCAGCUUCUGCAGCAUCCAUUUGUUAAAAGUGCCAAAGGAGUGUCGAUUCUGCGAGACUUGAUUAAUGAAGCAAUGGAUAUCAAGCUGAAACGGCAAGAGGCGCAACAGCGUGAACUAGAUCAAGAUGAUGAAGAAAAUUCAAACCCCCCUUAUAGAAACUUUCUACUCCACAAGAGCAGCCGACAGAAACCUGAGGAAGAAGAUGAAACCGAUUCAGGUACCAUGGUGAGGGCGAGUGGAGAUGAAACUGGUACCAUAAGAGCUGUCAACACGAUGAGUGAUGGAGCCAACACCAUGAUAGAACAUGACGGCACCUUGGAAUCCCAGCUGGGUACAAUGGUCAUAAACACAGAAGAGGAAGAGGAGGAGGGCACCAUGAAAAGGAGGGAUGAAACGAUGCAGCCAGCCAAACCAUCAUUCCUUGAAUAUUUUGAGCAGAAGGAGAAAGAGAAUCAAAUCAAUAGCUUUGGGAAGAAUGUGUCUGGCCAGACAAAAAAUUCAUCUGAUUGGAAAGUACCACAGGAUGGAGACUACGAAUUUCUGAAGACUUGGAGUGUCGAUGAACUUCAGAGGAGGCUCUCAGCCCUGGACCCCAUGAUGGAGCAGGAGAUUGAAGAAAUCCGCCAGAAAUACCAGUCAAAGAGGCAGCCGAUCCUCGAUGCCAUUGAAGCCAAGAAGCGGCGGCAGCAGAACUUCUGAACCACUGGUAGAAUAUUCUUCCAUCCUCAAACAAUCACCUCCUCGCUUUUAUGACUACUAAACAUAUUGAUUUCUAUUGAAAUACGCUAGCAAGAUAGAGGGCAAUACUUCUGCUCAUUUAUUUUUCCAUAGCACCUUUGUGAACUCAGGAAUGCCAUUAAGUGCAAAAUCCUGAUGGUAUGUUUUAAUGUUAGACGUAUAUUUAAAACCUUAUUCCGAAGGAGUUUUUGUUACUGGUUUUAGGGGGGUUGUUUUUAAAUCAGAGGAACAGAUAGAAAUAGGCUAAUGAAAGUUGGCUCACUCUCUUUUCAACGGAACUUUCAGUAGUCCAUUUUGUUUUAAGUUAAUAUGGAUUGUGGUAUUUAACGGCUGCAUCUUUUGUGGGUUUUGGUUUUGUUUGUCAGUGCACAGACACAAUUCCAAGCUGUUAAAUGUAUCUUUCUACUGUUAAGGUACUGAUAAGUUUUAGGUCACUGAAGAGAGCAGGUGAGAACACGUGCAAACUGUUCCAGCCUUUUGAAAGAAACUUAAAUCUCAUUUUUUUUAAAAAGCCUGUAAUAAGCCCCAUGCCUUACACUGUGUGCUUUUUAAGCAAGUGUGGUUUCUUCAAGACUUCAGUUUUGUCUUUUUGUGUACUUUACAAAUUAAUACGAGUAGAUAAAGCAUGUUGUGCCUCCAUCAGAAAUUACAUUCUGCAAUUUAAAAUCCACACCAACUUAAAAAAAAAAAGCCAAUCAACGAGACCAUUUCUCUUCGUCUGUUUGAAAAUGUCCUUCAGGGAGACCCUGCUGACAGUGGAGUACAGGAAAAAGAAACAGUAUUGGAAUGGGUGGAAGCGGUGUGAACCUCUCUCAGGAAUUAGGUACUUCUGCUGUGUCUGAGAGGAUUUAAUAAUCUCCACAGUUUGAGAAAUAUUUCAUAGACUUCAUUUCAGAUUUACAUCUUUAGGUGCUUGAAUAAAAACCUAAUUUCACAAUCCUUCACAUUUCUGCAAGGUUUAGCACAUCAGAAAAGUUGAAACUGAAAGUAAAGACUUUGUUGAAUUAGCGAAGAUGAGCAUUUAUGGUGGUGGAGCGAAGGCGGAGUUGGUCUGGAUGAGAAGACAAUUACUGCUGUCCUGCUGGAAGGGACUCAGUCUCUUCCUGUUCCUCUGGAUGCUCUUGUGUUCUUUCUUUAAAUUUCCCUGCUGUUCCUGCCCGGUGUAGCUCAAUCAACGAAAAUGCCCCAGCGUGUACAAUCGCUGUGACGAUGGUGCAAUGAACUCACUCCGGUAGAGUGGAGAGUAAAAGAGAAGCAACGAAGAAAUGAGCCUAAUUUGCAGGGCAGAGACCAAGUGACGCCCCUGCCGCAUGGGCUGUAACAGCAGAAUUACCUAGUUUUAGAUUUAUCUAGCAUAUGGUGAAAUAUUUGGACAGAGCAAGUAUUUCUACCGAUUUAUAUUUAUUUUGCUCUGAUAGAGGCAACAGUUCCCAUGUCGUUCUUCUGAAAUAGGCCUUGGUGCAUCACCUAGAUAAUUAACUAAAUAGCAGUGUCUCCUGAAUCAAAUGCUGCUAGAGAGGUGAAGUGUUCAUUUCACGCCUCCAUAGGCUCUUUUUUUUUUUUUUUCCCCUUGGAGCAGACUCUUGGCUACCGUUACCAGUUAUACGCCAUUGCUGUGAAAGGAACCAAGCCAUUUUUACCCCCUCUGCAGAUCUGGUUGCAUCGGUUUGUCUGAGUUUGAUGCGCGGUGCGAACACGGCUGUCCAGAGAUCAGCAAACCAGCUCCCCGAAGGGAAAAGGGAGGCGGGGAGCAGCGUGUCCAGGGUGCCGAAGUAAGGUACAUCCUGGGAUAACCCAGCUAUUUGAUAGCCUCGAGUAUUGGGAAAGUUCUGAAUUAGGAAAACGAAGUAAUUAAAAGCUUUGUUGCUAUUAAAAUCUCUUAGUCCGGGCUCUCUAAGGGUCUGGUGACGUGCUGUGUGAACAUCAGGGCUCAUACAGUGCUCCUCUGAAAUCCGUGCAAUACAUUUUGCCCUAAACGUGUGUUUAUUAUGAGCAAUAUUCGUGAGCGUCCUUUGCGUCAAAAAAACUCCCACAACUAUGAUUCUGUAACUUAGGAGGGAGUUCUCUGGUCAAGUGUUGAUCUUGAAUUAGUCACUUGGAUGGCUCUGGCCCAGCAUCUCCGGUGGGACAGGCGUACGGAUAUGUGACGUGGUAAAUGGCGCACUGCCUGCGUGCGGCGUGGAUCAAGCAGAUUCUGCUGGGAGUAGUUUUACCUCUGCACUGUGUAGGUAACUUUCGAGUGAUCGGAGGGCAUUAGAAAACCCAAGUUUUAGGUGAAACACCACAGGGUGGUGUCUACUUACAGAAUAUGCAACCCGUGACUGCUGUAACUGAAUGUAAGCACUCUUGAAAUGCUCUGCUUUGCUGAUGUGAUUGUCUUAAAAUACAGCAAAUGAACCAAAAUAAGUACAACUGGUCCAAUGGCUUAACUGUCUCUGAACCUUUCUUAAAUGCUUGCAGUGGCUGAGACUUGAUGAUGUUUCUUGCACUUGGAGCUCUAAUGCAGAGAAAUUAUUUUCUCCUUCGCUGAUUUUCAAUCUGUUAGAGAAAAUAAUUCCCUUUUUGGUCCCUUUGUAGAGCAUCUGGGAGCAUAGUAACUGCUCACUUUCAGAGUUCUCCAGGCUAAGACCAAGGCUCGUACCGUAAGAGAAAGCUGUUCCGGCCAAGUUUUUAAGCAAAAAAGCUUACUUAAUUGUGAAGCUGCAUUUGUGUGCUCCUGGGGUCUGUCUGCCAUUGCUGAAAGCGUUCUGGACACAAACCAUUAUCUUUGCUUCUAAAACCCAGAGAUACUGAUGAUGUCAGUCAUGUGAGACUUAAAAAUGUGAAGUUUGUAGCUUUAACUUUUUUGUAACAAAGAAAUUAGCAACACUGGCAUAAAGUGCUGACUUGAAAUGCUAUUUUGUAAGAUCUGGCUGUUUGUAUAUAAGUGUUGGGUCAUUAGUUUGUAUAUGUAUGAAAUAGUAACUUUUAUUGCAUUCCUCUGAGUUUGAUACAGGAGACUUUGUUUGAUCUUUCUCAAAUAUCUUGCCUUAUUUGUUCAAAGGGGCAAAUAAACUGUCCUUAUCUGAAA